AAAAUUGGAGGCAGAAAUAAUAUGAAUAAAAAUGAACAAUUGUAAAAAAUUGAUGAGAUCAAAUUAGUUUUGUAGUUGUUGUUGUGGCCGUAGAAAGAUGAUCAACCAACGUUUACAUCAAAUAUAAUAUAAAAAAAAAUAGUAGAUAGUAGAUAUAACAAACAAAAUGAUAAAUCAACGAAAACGAAAACUUUGAAAAAAAAACGAAAACAAUUGGAGAUCAAUUAUUAUUAUUUCAUCAUCUUUAUCUUAAAACCAAACAUUAGCAUCUAUCGAUCGAACACAUACACACACAGACACAAUGAGUUAUUAAAAACUUUCUUAGGUUCGAAUUAACCGUUAGUUAUUGCUCUCUUUAUUUAUGUUGUUUGUUUGUUGAUAAUUGUUAUGACACAGAUUUAUUUAUGUAACCAAAAAAAAAUUGGUCAGCAGCAACAAUAAUAAAACCGUAAUUAGUCAUGUAAAAAAGAUAAUCAUAAUGUGGUGGCGGUUGUUGUUGUCCGUUGUGUUUUACAAUGAAGAUUUCAUUUCGUUUUCUAAUCAGGAUUAGAAUGAAAUCAAUCAUAGAUCGUUGAUCAUUUUAUUGAUAAUAAUGGUAAAUGUCGUUCGAAGAAUACCACAAACCAAACAUAUGAAUAAAUUUCACCAAAACACCAUUCAGAUUUGAUUCAUUUUUUCUCCUUUCUUUCUCUUGGUUCAAUUUGUAUGGACCAAAUUUUGUUUAUCGUGGCUCAUUUAGCACAUUGAUUAUCAACACAACACACCAUCACAAACAAACCGAGAGAAAGAGAAACACAAUUUUUUUCACACAAAAAAGAGAAAAUGGCAAGAUUUUCAUAAGCAAAAAAAAAAAAAAAAAAAAUGAAGGUAGAAAAAAUAAAAAGAUCAUUUCCUCGUCAUUUCUACUUUCAUCAUCAAGCAAAUUAUGUGCUUCUCUCAUACACACAUUUAUCUUCAAGAUUUUUUUUGCUCUUUUCUUCAAGUUUGUCUUGUCUUUUUUUUUUUUUUUGAUAUCUUUUAUCUACACAACAUUGCAAUGAUCAUGAUGAUAAUGAUGAUGAUGACGAAGAAAAUGAAAAAAAAAAAAACAAAGAGCCUAUGCAUAAAAAGAGACAAUCCAGGAUCAAAAUUUUUAAUGAUGAGUUUUCAGUUGUGUUCAGCAGCAGUGUUUUUCGUGUAUGUGGUUGUGGUUGUUCUUAUGGUGAUGAUGAUGAUGAUGUUAAUGAUGAUGGAGAAAUUUUUUUUUGUUGCUCUUUUCUGCUAAAAAAAUUUAUUUGUCGUCGGUUCCUUUUUUUUCCGAAAUCAUUUGGGUACGUCUGCACAACAGUCAGCCAACCUGCCACACCAUAAUAUUUUUUUUUCAUUUGCCAUAAGUAUUAUAUAUGGAUGGGGAACUCUGUUCUCUGUGAUAUCGUAUAUUCGGCAAUAAUUUUAUGGACAUUUAUAUUUGAGAUACAAUCAAAUCAUAUAACAAUAUCUCAAUGUUAUGGAUGAAAAUUAUUUUAUGGCAUUCUGAUGAUCCAUUCAUUGAUCAAAAUGUGUAAGACAUAAUCACAAUUUAUUUAGCCCAAUUGAAUUCAAUUGGGAUAGUGUCUAUAUAUUUUUUGCUAAUCAAUGUAUAGCAAUAAUGGGAUAGACUGGCAUUGCUGCUGCUUCUUCUGCUUGUGUAUUUACAAAUGGCCCAUAGCUGCCACUAUCCAAAUACACACACAGACAUGGCAACACUAUUCGAAUAUUGAGAAAAACAAAUCGAAUGAUGGAAAAAAAAUAUCAACAAUAAAAUCCUAUUCAAAAAUAUAGUGUUUUCAGAACUUAUUUUCGUGUAUGUAUACAUCAAUUUUGUUUAAGAAUUUUUUCUUUUGAAUGUCUAUUAUUGAUGAUGGUGAUCCAUCGAUCGAAUGUUCGAAAAUCGACAAUAUUAUCACCAAUGGUUGUGAAACAUUACGACAAUUAUGGGCAUGGUUAAAUCUGGAUAUUUUUUCAAACACUUCCAAUAAUUUAAUAGUUUCGACAAUUCGACGGCCACGUAUACACAGAAAUUCGAAUGGACCAAAAGUUAUACUUUGUCAUGAUUAUCGUUUUAAUUAUCAUGAAAGAUUAGCCGAUGAAGCUAUUGGUUGUCAUUCAUUUGUUCAAAAUUAUCAUGAAUAUUCGAUUCAAUUUUAUACAUUUAUUUAUUGGUCAUUGAUCGAUAUUUUCAUAUAUUUCUCUCACAAAUUCAUAACAAUUCCACCACCAGAAUGGAUUCAAGCUUGCCAUCAAAAUGGUGUUUCAUGUUUUGGCACGAUUCUUGUUGAAGAAUGGACUAAAUACGAUGAUGAUGAUGAUGAUGAACAACAGAUUGAUGGAAAACAAUUUCUUGAUAAAAUAUUAGCCAACACAGAUGUGAUUGAUAGAUUUAUAACCGCAUUGGUAAACAUUCAAUUAUUCUAUAGAUUCGAUGGAUGGUUAUUGAACAUUGAAACAUCGAUUGAUCCAGAGAAAAUUCCUCACAUGAAAUAUUUUAUCCAGCAACUUAAAUCUAGAAUAAAAUCUAAUACAUUGCAAACAAGCAACGAAACACAAAUCAUAUGGUAUGAUUCCGUUACGCGAACUGGUAAACUAGAAUGGCAAAACGAAUUAAACGACAUGAAUAAGACAUUUUUCGAAGAUUCAGAUGCAAUUUUUCUAAAUUAUACAUGGAAUAAUGAAAAUCUUGUGAAUAGCCGUAAUAAAGCCCGUGAAUAUUGUAGACAAUAUGAUUGUUAUGUUGGUGUUGAUUGUUAUGGUCGUGGAUGUUUUGGUGGUGGUGGCAUUGAAGGAACAUGGAAAGCUGUGAAAAAAAUUCUCGACAAUAAUCUAUCUGUUGCUAUAUUUGCACCCGGUUGGACACAUGAAUCAAAAAUCUGUCCAGAUGAUCUUUGUGUUCGACAUUCGAAUGAUGAUGUCGCUGAUGAUCAAAAACAUAAUGAUUGCCAGAUGCCAUAUUGGAAACGGAUUCAACAACCAACGACCAACAUUUAUAGUAUGGAAGAUGAAUUUGAAUUUUGGUCUCGAAUCGCUAUUGAUGGACAAUUAUUGGAAAAAUGUGAAAAACUUCUGAUCACAUUACCAUUAAAAACAUGUUUCAAUAUUGGUCAUGGUUAUGGAUAUUUUCAACAUGGUCAACGAAUAGAAUCAAAAUCAUGGUUAAAUUUUCAUCAUCAUGAUCUACAGCCAUUUGUAUUUAGUGGGCUAAAUGAAUGGAAAAAUGAUUCAUAUCGUUUAUCAAUUUCAUAUGAUCAACCAUACAAUGGUGGAUCAUCAUUAAAAAUGGAUUUAUUCGAUACGUCCAAACGACCAUUAAUAUCAAAACCAGUGAUAUUAUUUCGAACACAAAUUCCUAUUGAUGAUUCCAAGAACUUUCUAUAUCGAUUUGUUUAUAAAUUUCAUGAGAAUAAUUCGGAUGACAAGAAAUGGCUGAAGGAAAAUCUAAAAAUUCGUACUAUUAUCAAUUAUAAUCGUGACAUUGUCAGUGAUGAAGAUAAUUAUUCAGCCAUAAUCAUCGAAUCUGAUGGAUGGUAUAUUCGAAAUUCCGAUGAAAUUAUCAUUGAUCCUAUAAUUCGACAGCCAUUCACAAGCUAUCAUCAAUCAAUCAUCGAUGAUUGGUAUUCGUUUCAAAUGUGUAUAAAUCUUCAUGAUCAAAUUCAUGAUUAUCAUCAUCGAAUUAUUUUGACAACGUUUCAAAUUGAACCAUAUUUUGUAACCGAAUUGAUUUCGGAAAAUUCAUCAUCAUCUGCUGCUCAAAUAUUUUUCGGUAAAUUUGAUUUUGAUCAAUUUUAACAAUUAGAACAUUAACCAACACAAGAUGGCGCCUAUUUGACUGUUAUUUUGAUGAUGUGAUAAUUUAUCUUGGUAUUCGAAUUUGAUUUUUUAAAUACUUU
Dermatophagoides farinae (American house dust mite) is the source of this 3902-nucleotide messenger RNA. Lineage: Eukaryota; Metazoa; Arthropoda; Arachnida; Sarcoptiformes; Pyroglyphidae. The record is from RefSeq and is a predicted model, not a curated record.